Benincasa hispida (wax gourd) is the source of this 2185-nucleotide messenger RNA. Its product is annotated as P-loop containing nucleoside triphosphate hydrolases superfamily protein. Gene Ontology annotation, molecular function: ATP binding; RNA helicase activity; RNA binding. The record is from RefSeq and is a predicted model, not a curated record. NCBI's taxonomy places the organism in Eukaryota, Viridiplantae, Streptophyta, Magnoliopsida, Cucurbitales, Cucurbitaceae.
UUCUUUAGAUAGCACUGCAGUUUCCGGCACUCCCACACUUCCGCCUGCUAAUUUUUUAUUGUCGCCCAAAUCCGCUUCUGUUCCGCCGUUCUGGGGUCGCCGCCGCCGUCGAUCUUCGCCGGAGAUCUAUUGCAGUAACUAUCGCCGGAAUCUACAUCUUCUUCUUCUUUUUCCUCCACCGAAUUCCUCAUCUGGACUGUUCUAUUUAUAUAAAAUCAUCAACUUGAAUUGGAAUUCAUUCUUGUUCAGAGAAUUUUGGUUGCAAUUUUCCUUGCUGGGUUAUCUGAGUUGAGUUAUCACAGCUUAUGUAAUCAUUUCUAGGGAAAACUUUAGGAAAGAUGAAUGCUUUAGUACCAGGCAGGUUAUUUCUGUUUGCUGGAGAGUCGUUUCCCUUCCAUAAGUUACCGCAAGUUUGUCGAUCGACUUUGUUUCACAGUGGUGUGUUUUGUCUUAACAAGGCUGAGCUGAACCAUGGACCCCUUACUCUUGCCAGCCUUGGGUUCAAAAGUGAGUUUCAGAAGACAGGCAAGAGCAAAGUGAAUAAUAAAGUUACCGAGUUGGAUUCUCCACAGGAUAUCUCGAAAAGUAGAGUAAAGAUUGUACGGAACAAUGAAAAGAAGGUUGUUGGAGCGAGAAAUUUGGUAGAAACACAGAUGGCUCCAUUUGCUGCCAAGUCAUUUUCUGAGCUUGGUCUGGCAGAUUCAUUGAUAGAGAGGUUAGAGAGUGAAGGAUUCACAGUUCCUACUGACAUUCAAUCUGCAUCAAUUCCCACCAUUUUGAAAAAACAUGAUGUUGUCAUUCAAUCUUACACGGGUUCUGGGAAAACAUUGGCAUAUGUUCUUCCCAUCCUUUCAGAAAUAGGUCCGUUUAAGAAUACAGUUUCGAGUUACAAUGAUGAUCCUGGAAAGAAAAAGGAGAUAGAAGCAGUUAUUGUAGCUCCAUCAAGGGAGUUGGGAAUGCAAAUUGUGAGAGAGGUUGAGAAGAUAUUAGGACCUGCAAAUCGAAAAGUAGUUCAGCAGCUUGUUGGAGGUGCGAACCGAUCAAGACAGGAGGAAGCUUUAAAGAAAAACAAACCUGCCAUUGUGGUUGGGACACCAGGAAGGAUUGCAGAGAUUAGUGCAGCAGGGAAGCUUCACACCCAUGGUUGUAGCUUCUUGAUCUUAGAUGAGGUAGACGAACUACUUUCCUUUAAUUUCCGGGAAGACAUGCAUCGUAUAUUGGAACAUGUUGGAAGAAGAUCAGGUGCCAAUUCACCAGGAUCAGAAAACACUCAAGCAAGAAGGGCAGAGCGACGGUUAGUCAUGGUGUCUGCAACAGUGCCAUUCUCCGUAGUAAGGGCAGCUAAAAGCUGGGGGUGUGACCCUCUUCUUGUCAAGGCCAACAAGGUUGCCCCCCUCGAAUCAGUUCCUCUCUCGGGACCUGUUAAUCUGAGAGUGCCUUCUUCUGGAUCAACGUUGAAUUCAACUUUGCAGAGUAAAACUGCCAUUGACACUCUACCUCCCUCUUUAAAACACUACUAUUGUACAUCAAGGUUGCAGCAUAAGGUUGAUGUGUUAAGACGAUGCAUUCAUGCACUUGAUGCGAAAUUCGUGAUGGUUUUCAUGAACCACACAAAGCAACUAAGGGACGUCGUCUUCAAGUUAAAGGCUCGUGGGAUAACUGCGGCAGAGCUACAUGGGGAUCUGGGAAAACUUGCAAGAUCAACUACGUUGAAAAGUUUCAAGAAUGGUGAAUUGAGAGUUUUAGUGACCAAUGAAUUAUCAGCUAGGGGUUUGGACAUUGCUGAAUGCGAUCUUGUAGUCAAUCUGGAUCUGCCUACAGAUUCAAUUCACUAUGCACAUCGAGCUGGCCGGACGGGUCGGCUCGGAAGGAUGGGAACAGUGGUGAGUAUUUGUGAGGAGCCAGAAGUGUUUGUGGUGAAGAAACUGCAGAAACAACUUGGUGUGCCCAUUUUAGCCUGUGAUUUUAACGAGGGAAAGCUUGUUGUGAAUGAAGGAGAGAAAAUAUAGAAGCACAAUAGAAAUUAUGUAUGUUCGAUUGGAAGCACUUUUCAAAAUUCUUUAUGUUUGGUUAGGGAAAAUAUUUUAUAUAAAAAGUGCUUCAUUUAGAAUUAUAGCUCUCAGAAGUUAUCUCGAAUUCGAUCUAAAUUAUGGGUAUAUUCAUGAUUUGGCAUAUGAUCUCUCGA